Larimichthys crocea (large yellow croaker) is the source of this 4840-nucleotide messenger RNA. RefSeq names its product nuclear receptor subfamily 2, group F, member 6b (gene nr2f6b). Lineage: Eukaryota; Metazoa; Chordata; Actinopteri; Sciaenidae. Bases 1682 to 2902 code for a protein of 406 amino acids. Gene Ontology annotation, biological process: regulation of DNA-templated transcription. The transcript is spliced from 5 exons. The record is from RefSeq and is a predicted model, not a curated record. Gene Ontology annotation, molecular function: sequence-specific DNA binding; zinc ion binding; DNA-binding transcription factor activity.
UCAAAUCCCUCAGCACACAGACACACGCUCACUCUCCCUAAAGGAGGGAGCGAGGCAGAGACACAGAGAGGGGACUGAGAGAUUGAGAGGAGCUAGAGAGGAGGCUAUCUCUGGGCUGCUCUCCACUGCGACGUCUGGCUUUCACUAAGAGGUCCAUGACCAUGUUUUUCCUGGGCUUGUUUGCCUAAUUUAUUCCUGCCGGGGCCAACAGAACGAAAGACAGAAAGAAAGAAAGGCGGAAAAAGAAAAAAGGACGGGCAGAAUAGUAAAGAGAGUGCAACAGUACACCCUGACUCGCUGACAGGGAAUGCAGAGAGGUUCUGGCCUCUGGUUGUUACUGCUGGAUGGACAAGCACUGACAAAACAAGAGGAGGAAGAGAGAAGUAACACUUUGUGGAGGUUUGAGAAAGGAGGCGCGACUGCGACUAAGGAGAUUUCUCAACUCUUUUGUUUUGGCUUGUUGUUUUCUCUUUGACAUUUGAGCCCUCUGACACCACAGACUCCGAAGAGUUGGAGGAGCCACAAGAAAACAUCAUUUCACCACAGACAGAGAAGAGGAGGACUUAUUUGAUGAACUUUGGUGCUACAGAGACCACAGGGACAUUAUUCUAGGUUUGAAAGGAGUGUAUUAUCUUUCUCGCCACUUCUUAUUUUAAUAUCAAGUGUGGAAUCAGCUGCAUCUUUUGGGCUAUUUAUGCAACACAGAGGUGUUCCUAAACCAAAAUACUUAUUGCAUAAAAGCUGAAGUGGCAUUGUGGUCAUACGAAAGAAAGAAACCAAUUUCCAAACUCUCCAUAACUCUUUUUUCUCUUUUUUGGGACUUAUGACUGAACAUUUCCAGAGCAAAGUCUUAUUUUCCCUCUUCAUCACUAUCACCUCUGUGUCUGUAACAGCCCUGACAAGUCAAGAGUGAGUCUGGACUAGAACUGCCUCAGAUCAGCAGAUAACACCUCUGCAUGGCAGGAACUGGUUGGACUAGUUUAUAAGUUGGAGCAGAGGGCAGAGCAGUUUAACCCUGCUCGAAGGAGAGUUGUGUUUUAUUUUCCUCCCGCCUGCCUGUCCUUUUGGGAGAAAGUCGUGCGCUGAGAGAGGGGCAGAGCUUCUGUUUCACUUGGAGAGCGACUCUGUUUUGUCCCUCGUCACCAUGCUUAGGGAUAGGUGAGGUGUUUUUUUUUUACUUCUUCCAAGGGGGGAGAGGGAGAGAAAGUGAGAGGGAGGGUGAAAGAGAGAAGUAGUCAAAGUAUAAUUUAUUGUUUCCUGUGAAAAGAGCAAGGCUGCACCCUUUUCUCCUGCCUGAACUCUGAACCAUUCAAUGUGUGUCUGAAGUUUUCUCAGACCACGGGAGCCAUUGAUCGGAGGUCAGGGCAGCGAACGCAGGGGUGAAAGACAAGAACAGAGAGAGCAGAGGGAUUAAAGAAGAGAGAGAGAAAACAGCACUGGAAAGGACCUCCAGGUCAUUACAACCAGACGGCAAAGGGGAGAAAGGUCAACACAAGGAAGACCGGGACAACUUUUUAUCCCACUUUUAGAUCUUCUUGGACAAAGCCUGCCUUCAACACAAAUCUGGAACCACUGUUUUCUUGCCUGGAAUCAGUUUUUUAGACUUUGAGAGUAGUUGGUAGCUGGGGGACAGGGCGGGUCUGUGUAUGAUCAACUCACAGGGCUGCGUGUCUCAGAGAAUAUGGCCAUGGUGAGCGGGGGAUGGGGCAACCCCAACGGGGACACUAAUGGACUGGGAGAGAAGGCUUACCUGAGGAGGGAGGAAGAGGACGGUUCACCUCAGGCCGGAAGCAGCGAUGUGGACGUCGGGGAUGAGGACAAGACCUGUGUGGUGGACUGCGUGGUGUGCGGGGACAAGUCUAGCGGAAAGCAUUACGGCGUGUUCACCUGCGAGGGCUGCAAGAGCUUCUUCAAGAGGAGCAUCAGACGAAACCUCAACUACUCCUGCAGAUCAAAUCGAGAAUGCCAAAUCGACCAGCAUCACCGCAACCAGUGCCAAUACUGUCGUCUGAAGAAAUGUUUCCGUGUUGGAAUGCGCAAAGAAGCAGUCCAGCGGGGCCGAAUCCCUCCAUCUCACCCAGGUAUCAGUCCAAACUCCCUGGCAGGUGGGGUUGGAGGUCCAGUGCCAGGUCACAUUGGGGCGGACUACUUCAACGGGCAGCCGGUAUCAGAGCUCAUCUCCCAGCUCCUCCGGGCUGAGCCGUACCCAAACAGCCGCUACGGGACCCCAUACAGUCAGGCACAGAUGCAGGCAUCUGCGAGUGGAGCCUCCGUCAUGGGCAUUGACAGCAUCUGUGAGCUGGCUGCUCGGCUCCUCUUCAGCACCAUCGAGUGGGCCAGAAACAUCCCAUACUUCCCAGAACUGCCAGUCUCAGAGCAGGUGGCGCUGCUAAGGCUGAGCUGGAGCGAGCUGUUCAUCCUGAACGCGGCUCAGUCUGCUUUGCCUAUACAUAUGGCUCCUCUGCUGGCAGCUGCUGGUUUUCACUCAUCGCCCAUGUCUGCUGAGCGCGUGGUGUCCUUCAUGGACCAGGUCAGGGUUUUCCAGGAUCAGGUGGACAAGCUGAACAGGUUGCAGGUGGACACAGCCGAGUACAGCUGCCUCAAAGCCAUCGCGCUCUUUUCACCCGAUGCAUGUGGUCUGACAGACCCAGCCCAUGUGGAGUCACUGCAGGAGAAAGCCCAGGUUGCCCUAACGGAGUAUGAGAGGUUACAGUACCCCAACCAGCCUCAACGUUUCGGCCGCUUACUGCUGCGUCUGCCGGCUCUGCGUGCCGUGCCAGCCAACCUUAUCUCCCAGCUCUUCUUCAUGCGGCUGGUGGGCAAGACACCCAUCGAGACACUGAUCCGGGACAUGCAGCUAUCGGGGAGCUCCAUCAGCUGGCCCUACGCACCAGGACAGUGAACCCUGUUAAGUCUAGAGUGAUACAGGCUGAGAUCAAAUUGGGAAAUUAGAGCUCACAAAGAUGACAUACAAGUACAGAUUGAAUGUUAUGAAGACAAACUGGGAUCUCGUUUAGAUGUUAAGGGUCCUGUUUGUUUCAGCUUUUCCCAAUAUAGCUCUGUAAAGUCUGGUUGAAGUCACACCAACAUUGCUUUCAGGGAAACAAAAAUGUGUUUUUGUCUUUAUAUAUAUAUAAAUAUAUAUAUAUAUAUGUUUGCAGCACUUGUCAGUUUUGCUCUCUGACCUCAAUCUGAUCUCUCUCUGUGUCAUUCUGGACAAAAAAAACAGGGCUUUAAUGCAACUGCAGACUCUAACACGAGGCCAUGUGCCUGUACUACCUCCUCCCAUAUCACCCCUAAUGUGACUCAGUUUGUACCCAGGCUCUGUGUGUUUUCCCUUGUGUGUGUGUGUUGUUUUUUUUUAAAGUCAAAAUGAAGCCAUAGCAGUGCCACUUUUACAGGCCGAGCGGGUCUAUAGUGGCAGCUUCAAAGCUUUAUAUUGGACAUUUUGUGCAGAUCAUACCUAAGUUGUCUCAUGUUUGAUAUGUACGAUGGGAUAUCAGACUUUGUUACCAAAUGUAUUUGUGAAGACUACAAAAUAUCACCUUGUACAACAUUAAAAUAAAAAAAAGAUGCAUGGACAUUGUAUUGUAUACUGUACUAUAUGAAGUACUGUAUAUAACAAAAGACAUUUCCUAUUUUAAAAGAAAUAGUUCAUCAUUUGGGGGAUGCGGUUAUUCGCUUUCUUGCUGAUUUAGAGUAUUGAUUCCAUUUACACGCGUGUGCAGUAAAUACGAAACAAAGCCAGGAGCCAGAAACAGGGGGAAACAGCUAGUCUGGCUCUGUCCAAACGUAACUUUCUACUGGUUUCACAUGAGCUGCUGGUUCCAGCUUCACAUUUAUUGUACUCUGUGUGCAAGAAAAUGAUUAACUGUAUUCCUCAAAUUGUUGAGCUAAUCCUUUAAUAUCAUAUAUUAUACAAUAAUGUUCUUGCAGUAGUGAUUGACCCGAAAUGGAGGUGAAUGUACGUGAAUAUACCCUGGCUUCUAAGACAGUCACAACCCUGUCUAACAUUUUUACCUCAGCUUUUAUACACCAUGACGUUGUUUGUCCAUGUGCUAAAAAUAAAUAUAAAGGGAUCAAGGUAUCUUUAUCACAGAAAACGUAAACAGUAAUAUUUCCCUAUUGACCUGUCUGUGCACCAGACUUUGGUCAAAAAAAUGUUUGUUCUGAAAUGUUAUGCUUGAUGUAAGAGGACACUGAAAGUUUAAGCUUUUCUCUUUAAUCUCUACAAACUGGAGAGUGUCUCCUUUGCUUUUAUAAAGGUAGAGGUAGUUCAUUUUGAUAUCUUGUUUUUUUUUUGUUUUUUUUUUAAAUGUGUGGUCCAUUUUUAAAAGCAGUGUGUUAAAGCACAACCCAAUGGACGGAGGUCACUUUCAGAUAAUUAUUCUGCUUAUGUAAGGUACUCCAAGUGUUGUAAGUGUCGUAAAGGUUAUGGUGUUUGUUGGUGCUGAGAUAAGGGAUACUAAGAAGUCACAUUCUUGUGUUAUUGCCUUGAACUGCAGCUCAGUGUGACAAAUGUGUUGCUUGCCAAAUUAACUGACUGAAAGAAAAGACAAUGUGGGGAUAAACGUGGAGUUUUUGUAAUACUUGUUAUUGUAUCAUAAAAAAAAGGCAACCAUGGCCAUGAUCCCUGAUGCUGUCAAACCACUUCAUCAACAGCUCACCAUGCUGUCCUUGAAUCACUUUGUGUUAUUUGUUGGAAUAUAAACUAUAGUGAUUUGACUGUGUAGCUUUACGUUUAAAAGAAGCAUGUUUCUAAGAUCAUGCCAAACUUAAAAAUGCAAAAGAAGUUCAUAUGGUUAUUUUUGCAAUACUAUAAAUAAAAGUAUGCACAUUC